Molecule: messenger RNA, 264 nt
Organism: Rhizophagus irregularis DAOM 181602=DAOM 197198
Lineage: Eukaryota; Fungi; Glomeromycota; Glomeromycetes; Glomerales; Glomeraceae
Source: RefSeq, a predicted model, not a curated record
AUGAUUAUUAAGUUAUUUUUGACAAUUAUUGAAAGUUUGCCAUCCAUCAUUGAUAAUAUUGAUUUUAAAGAAAAAACCUUCAAAUUUGGUAAUAUUUAUAACAUUAUCUAUGGCAGUUCUCAUGCAACCCUUCGAAUAGCUUUUCAAAUUCAGUUGCCAAUUGAAGUAAAAACUAAUCCAGAGCAGAUUAUUGAAUUAACUACUGAAACUUUAUUAUUUGGAAUGAAUCAGGGUAUUGAGAAUGCAUUAACAAUUUUUCAAUAA